CACGCCGCUCCGCUAGGCGGGGGCUUCGGUGACCCAGGCAUAGAGCACGGCGGCCCCGCGGCGGCUGGGACCCCUAGUCUCCGCUGCUGCUGCCCUGGACGUCCCCGGCCGGGGACCGCAGCCUCGGCCUAGCCCCGGCUCCAGCCGCAGCCCCAGGACCCCGGGACUGGUACCACCAUGCAGGGGGUAGGAGGCCCCCUGGACUGGCUGGCGUCCGGGAAUGAGAGCGGUGGGGAGUCCCCCCGGGACCCCAGCCCAGCCUCCCCUCUGCCCCUCCCCACAGCUUGGGACGUGGCGCUGUGUAUCUCGGGGACCCUGGUGUUCUGCGAGAACGCGGUGGUCGUGGCCAUCAUCGUGGGCACGCCGGCCUUCCGGGCUCCCAUGUUCCUGCUCAUCGGCAGUCUGGCCUCUGCAGACCUGCUGGCCGGCCUCGGGCUCAUCCUGCACUUUGCCUCCAAGUAUUGCAUUGGCUCCCCCGUCCUGAGCCUGGUCCUGGUGGGGGUUCUGGUCACCGCCUUCACGGCCAGCAUCUACAGCCUGCUGGCCAUCACCGUGGACCGCUACCUGUCCCUCUACAACGCGCUCACCUACUACUCCGAGACCACGGUGACCAGAACCUACGCCAUGCUGGUGCUGGUGUGGGGGGGCGCCCUGGGCCUGGGCCUCCUCCCCGUGCUGGCCUGGAACUGCCUGGGCGAGCCGGCCUCCUGCGGCGUCGUCAGCCCCCUGACCAAGAACCACCUGGUGGUCCUGGCCGUGGUCUUCUUCAUGGUGUUCGGCGUGAUGCUGCAGCUGUACGCCCAGAUCUGCCGGAUCGUCUGCCGCCAUGCCCAGCAGAUCGCCCUCCAGCGGCACCUGCUGCCCGCCUCCCACUACGUGGCCACCCGCAAAGGCAUCGCCACCCUGGCCGUGGUGCUGGGGGCCUUCGCCGCCUGCUGGCUCCCCUUUGCCGUCUACUGCCUGUUGGGUGACUCCCACUCACCCCUGCUCUACACCUAUCUCACCUUGCUCCCGGCCACCUCCAACUCUCUCUUCAACCCCAUCAUCUAUGCCUUCCGAAAUCACGACAUCCAGAAAGUCUUGUGGGCUGUCUGCUGCUGCUGCUCCUCCUCCAAGUCCCCCUUCCGCUCCCGCUCCCCCAGCGACGUCUAGUUGGGCCCCUUCCUCCUUCCCUCCUGCCCCCUUCUGUUCUGCACCUUCAGAAGGAUGUGUCUCUGACAGCUCUGUCAGCCUCAGUCUCCCCUCUUGCCCCCUCCCCAGGCACAGGGUUCUGCUGCUUUGGAACGCUUUCUCUGAUUGGGAAGGGUUCCUUCUCUUCCAGUCCCAUCCCUGCCCAGAUCCCCCAGGCUCCAGCCAGGGGAGCUUUGGAAAUGCUGUGUCUUGGAGGGUCUGUCCCUCCCCCCACCCCGUUUCCUGUGUCUUUGCUAAAAAGCCAGUGAGUUUUGUGUGUGAGGGGUCUGCCCUUCUCCCCAUCCCGUUUCCUGUGUCUUUGCUAAAAAGCCAGUAAGUUUUGUGUGUGACGGACCUGGAAACCCUGGGCCACUGGGCCACCUGGAGAGAAAGAGACAAAGACAGAGAGAGACAGAGAA
Molecule: messenger RNA, 1589 nt
Organism: Antechinus flavipes (yellow-footed antechinus)
Lineage: Eukaryota; Metazoa; Chordata; Mammalia; Dasyuromorphia; Dasyuridae
Gene: GPR3
Product: G protein-coupled receptor 3
Exons: 2
Coding region: 178-1152 (324 amino acids)
Biological process (GO): G protein-coupled receptor signaling pathway
Cellular component (GO): membrane
Molecular function (GO): G protein-coupled receptor activity
Source: RefSeq, a predicted model, not a curated record